CUCUAGUUUUGUCUACAAUUUCAAAUUUGAGUUUGUUGCCAAUUUCAUACUCUGAAUCUGUAAUUUGGAAUUAAGAAGCUUUUGUUUUGUUUGCAGGUCCUGAAGUACAGAAAAUUACCUGGAAGUCAACCAUAUUGGUGGAAGAAAUGGCUUCCAAUGCAACAACGGGAACUGUAUGUCCAGCUCCCAUGGCAGCUACUUCUAAUGGAGUCUUCCAAGGGAAUAAUCCUCUAGACUAUGCACUACCUCUCGCCAUUCUACAGAUUUGCCUUGUUGUCACUCUCACACGAACUCUUGCUUAUUUCCUCAGACCUCUCAGACAACCUCGUGUCAUUGCUGAGAUCAUUGGAGGAGUAUUUCUUGGGCCAUCAGCACUGGGUCGUAAUACGAGCUAUUUGAAUUCAGUUUUCCCCUCAAGAAGCCUCACAGUCUUAGACACUCCGGCUAACCUUGGACUUCUCUUCUUUCUCUUCCUGGUAGGGACAUGA
Molecule: messenger RNA, 488 nt
Organism: Telopea speciosissima
Lineage: Eukaryota; Viridiplantae; Streptophyta; Magnoliopsida; Proteales; Proteaceae
Product: cation/H(+) antiporter 17-like
Exons: 2
Coding region: 147-488 (113 amino acids)
Biological process (GO): proton transmembrane transport; regulation of pH
Cellular component (GO): membrane; endomembrane system
Molecular function (GO): antiporter activity
Source: RefSeq, a predicted model, not a curated record